Messenger RNA from Paramecium octaurelia, 354 nucleotides. Lineage: Eukaryota; Ciliophora; Oligohymenophorea; Peniculida; Parameciidae. The record is from the annotation of a GenBank genome assembly.
AUGCCAUUUUUAGAUAUUAGAGACAAAGAUAUUUUCAAUAUUGAGCUUUAGUAAUUAAAUAACAAUGUUGUGUAUAAAGAUAAGAAAAUAUCAUAGUUUUGUCUAUUUCGAUCAAAUGAAUCAAAUAGGAUAGAUUUGUAAUAGAGAAAUUGCAAGAUAUUGUUCAUUACAAAAUUAAAUUAAGAUAAAUGUAUAUUAAGCAUUUCUUUAAAUAAAUUUAGUUAUUGUAAUUUAUUAACGCAAUUCAGAUUAAAGGAAUAAAAUUAACACAAUUUAAUGGGGUAAUCAGUAUUCUUAAAAAUGUUCUUGUUUUUGAUUAUGGAUGAGUAAAAGAGGAGGAAAACAAGGUUAUGA